UCUGGAGGAGAGGGAGGCGGCAGAACAGAGAAGUGAGGCAUCCCAGAAGAGGCUGCUAGAGCUGGUGAGGGUGGUGACCUCUUCCCUCAGCCUGGGAGACCUAGACCCUCAGGACGCCCAAGAAAACUCUCCACCAGGCUUGCUGAGCUCGUCCAGGAGUGUGCCCGGCUGCGUAGCGAGGUCCUGAGGGUGACGGAGGAACUGGACCAGAGGGAGGGUGAGGCAGCAGCAGCGAGGCAGACGGUGGAGAGGCUGGUGAACGAGCUGGACGACGAGAAGCGAACAGUCGAGGAGCAGAACCUGGCCCUGGUGGAGUACCGGAAGGAGGGAGACGACCUGAGGACGAGGAUGAGGGCGGUGGAGGAGGAAGUGAAGAGUGUAAGGGAGAGACUCCACAACACCAACAAGUCCUACAACGUUACCCUCGAGGAGCUGCACUCUGCUGAGAAGCACCUCCAGAUGGCCAAAGAUGAAGUUGUGGUGACGGAACAUCGUCGGCAGCAGAGUGAGGUUGAGAGUCGAGGGUUCCUCACUACGGUGGGGGCCCUCCUGUCCAGCCCUGAGCAUCGCCUGGCCCCGGAGACACAAGCCAUUACAGACCGUAUCCAGAGUCUGGUCAGCGCUAACAGGGAGGCUGCCGAGCACGUGGAGCGCCUCACGGCUCAGGUCACCAGCCUGGGGGAGCAGACCAGGCGCCAGUCAGAACUGUACGAAACCGCCGUCAAGCGAGGCCGCCAGUCCGACGCCGACCUUCACACCCUCACCAAUCGUUGUCGCCAGUUGGAGGCCGACCACGCUGCCGCAGAAGCCACGCGUGAGCACCUGGCCAUCGAGAGAGAAAGGGCGGGGCGGGUGCUGGGGCGGGUGGUGGAGGCCCUGGGGCUAGCGGAGAUGGGGCAGGAGGUGACGAACGACGUGGAGAUGAUCAUCUGUAGGUGUCAACAACUGGCCAAGCUGGAGGGCGAGAAGAUCGUCGACAAGGUGAAGCUGACCAUGUCUCUUGUCUCAGAUAAUCUUAAGCUACCUUUUUUCUCAUCCAGAACUCAAUGA
Homarus americanus (American lobster) is the source of this 1050-nucleotide messenger RNA. RefSeq lists its product as uncharacterized. NCBI's taxonomy places the organism in Eukaryota, Metazoa, Arthropoda, Malacostraca, Decapoda, Nephropidae. Bases 349 to 1050 code for a protein of 233 amino acids. The transcript is spliced from 6 exons. The record is from RefSeq and is a predicted model, not a curated record.